Messenger RNA from Nanorana parkeri, 1913 nucleotides. RefSeq names its product Yip1 domain family member 4 (gene YIPF4). Bases 264 to 1004 code for a protein of 246 amino acids. The transcript has 6 exons. Gene Ontology annotation, biological process: vesicle fusion with Golgi apparatus; endoplasmic reticulum to Golgi vesicle-mediated transport. NCBI's taxonomy places the organism in Eukaryota, Metazoa, Chordata, Amphibia, Anura, Dicroglossidae. Gene Ontology annotation, cellular component: trans-Golgi network; membrane. The record is from RefSeq and is a predicted model, not a curated record.
CUGUUUUUUCAGGAAGCUAGCCGGAUAUCCACCGUCUCACAAGCUUCGUGGCGGUGGGUGGAGAGCUGUGCAUCCUUUUCCUUGUUUAUCUCUCCCAAGCACUGACAAACGGGCGCUCAGCCUGUCUUAUCUGGCCCUAGGAGGAGUAUAGAGGCCGAGUUAAAGGCGUGACGUCAUCGCGCUCACCCUCCUCACCGAAGCUGGCUUGAGACGUCAUCAGCGUCACAACCAUCAGCGGCAGCAGUAGCGCUGCGGGCAGUAGGAUGCAGCCGCCGGGCCCCGCUGUACGCCUGCACACCAACAACCCCCCCGGGGACUUCACCUUCGUCUCCUCCACCGAGGCAGAUGAUCUGUCUGGCUCAAUAGCGGCACCUGAUGUUAAGUUAAACCUUGGUGGAGACUUCAAUAGAGAGUCAACUGCCACCACUUUUCUUCGCCAGAGGGGAUAUGGAUGGUUGUUGGAAGUAGAAGAAAAUGAUCCUGAAGAUAAUAAACCUUUACUGGAGGAGUUGGACAUUGACCUUAAAGACAUUUACUACAAAAUUCGAUGUGUUCUGAUGCCAAUGCCAUCCCUUGGAUUCAACAGACAAGUAGUUCGAGACAAUCCUGACUUUUGGGGACCACUUGCAGUUGUUCUAUUCUUUUCAAUGAUCUCACUGUAUGGCCAGUUCAGAGUUGUGUCCUGGAUUAUCACAAUUUGGAUAUUUGGAUCACUAACCAUAUUCCUGCUUGCCAGGGUACUUGGUGGAGAUGUGGCUUAUGGACAGGUCCUUGGUGUCAUAGGAUAUUCCUUGCUUCCAUUAAUAGUAAUUGCCCCGGCUCUUCUAGUGGUUGGAUCAUUUGACAUUGUUUCCACAGUAAUAAAACUCUUUGGUGUGUUCUGGGCUGCCUACAGUGCUGCAUCCUUAUUAGUCGGAGAAGAAUUCAAGACGAAGAAGCCUCUUUUAAUUUAUCCCAUCUUUUUAUUGUACAUUUAUUUUCUAUCUUUGUACACGGGAGUGUGAUGACAGUUUUUAGACAGUCCAUUUAUUUGGUACAGUAAAGUUUGAUGCUGGUUGGGUUGGGAGUAGCCUUCUAAUGGUUUAACUCCUUUCAGAAUUUUUGGAAUAUAUUAAGUCUGUGUAUGUAAAUAUCACCCCCAUGUUCUGUACAAGGGGCUUACUGUAUAUGGCAAUAUGGUGCAGGCCCCUAAGGAAGGGAUCAACAAAGCAAUUAAAAUUCUGUAACUUAUUAUUUUCAUCAGCAUUUCUGUUGUCUUAAGUUGAUCGUAUGUAAAAAUUCAAAGAGAGCAGCAUUUAACCAAUCCGUUUUCUACAUGGUUGGUGGGAUCUGAUACUGCCUCUGGUGUUGUAUAUGCACUAAAUAUAGAUACAGCACAUGACUGUUAUCAAAUGUGGAACACAUAUUGUUGGUUCUCCAAAUAUGUAUGUUCAGUAACCUAUAUGCUGAGAUUUCAAUACUGACCAGCCUGAUGUUCUAUGAAAUAGUUUUUGGAUGCGGAAGUAUUGUCCAUUCUUUUCCCAUGGUAACAGAUAACCAGACCUAUUCUAUUUUCUUUCCAAUUUUAUAGACCUAUGGUGCACCUUUCAAUCUGUUCUCCUUAGUUAUGUGGGAGUAAGAUAUAGAGGGUCUAAUUUUGUUUUUAAAUGUUUUAAUUUAGCAAAUUCUGUCAGAUAGCAUUAGAGCAAUGGGUAAGUAUGUUCUUAUUUGGGAAUAGAAUUAGAAAUUUAAAGAUUGUGUCCCAUGUAAGCUCUGUUAAUUUGCUGUACAUUUUAAAGUUUAGAUUACAUGGUGUGUCAAUAUAAUUUGGAUAAUUCUUUGUUUGGAGGUUUGUGGAAUAAAGUGCCAGAUUAGAAAAAUUUGCACAUUGGGGGAUGUGCCAGAUUAAAAACUGUGGCGAGCAAAUACAGAGG